UGCGGGUCGUGCACGCACGCCCCUGGCGACAGCAGCUGGGACUGUGCGGUGCGCGCAUGCGCGCGUGGUUGGGUGUGUGUGUGGUGUUGGGACGGACCGGAGAUGUCCCCAAGGAUGGAUGCCAGGGCACAGGCGUAGUUACGUGGGAAAUCCUUAGCAGAGGUGCUCUCGGCCCGGAAAAACAACACGGUGGGGGCCUCUGAGAGAGAGGGACUGAGCCACUGUUUCUGUACUCUUGAGCAAGUGUUUGUGUCGGAAGCAACAGCCAGCAUUCUGGAAGGUGGUUCUACGACCCCGGGCAGAGACUGGUCUUGCAAACCUGGGGGUGUCCUGCUUGCUGGAGAUAUGUUGUCUUCUGUUCCCAGGUCAGGCAUGGCGACCAACCAAAGAAACGGUCACAUCCUAGUUUAGCCUGCUGGCAGCUGGCUACACCUGGAGGAGACAUGGAGCAGCAAGAUGAUGAAUCCCUGGAGUCCCCGCAGGCCUGUGUGGAGCUGUGAUGCACACCGAAACCUGUGACUGCAUCUUUCAACAUUAAGACGAAAAGAAUCCGAGCCAGCCUGGCUCCUGGGGACUCAUUUGUUUUCCUUAAUCAUUAACCUGAACUGCGAUUCAUGCAGCUCCUUAGAACUUUGUUCUACCCCAAGAGAUGAUCGUCGAAGUGGAGGGAGAAGACGCUGGGUCCCUGGACACCAUGCCCCAGCUGUGGAGAUCAAAAGCGCAUGUUGGACCCUCUGGAACGAGAGUUACAGGAAAGCACAGACUUCAAGAUUGUGACAGUGGACCUCACUGAGGAGGAACAGAGCACCUGGCACAAUGCCCAGAGAACCCCCGAGAGAAGUGUGGUCCUGGAGGGCCACAGAGACCUGUGGGACUUGCCAGCUGUGCAUGGGAUAGAAGAAACCACCCCAAAACAUACUGUCUUUGAUGAAGAAACAUCCCAUGGAGUGAAGAUAGAGGGAUUGGCAAGAGAGGAUCCUUGGCUCCCCUCCUGUGAAGAAGCGUCUAAGGAGCAGUUGGAGAAACAACAGGAAAAGCAAGAGGAAGAGGCCUUUCCCCAGGCGAGAGCUGGUACUCCUGAGACGAUCUACAGGAGUGAUGAACUUGACAGGAAUUGCCUGAGUUCCAGCCGACAUUCCUUCCCCAUGAUACCUCUCAGACACCAUUUUCAUAAACAGGCAUCCCAUGUUAAAAAGGUACAUGGCGACACUGUUGCAAACAGUCAUCAGAAGAGUAGUGAUAACGCCGAUCUUUCCAAAGAUGAAAAAUGCAGAAACGUCCCUCAGAACAUUCAUCUCUCUCAGUUUGCAAGAACCCCUAAAGGUGAUAAAUCGUAUGAAUUUAAUGGCCAUGUUCCAUCUUUUGGCCGUGGUACACCCCUAAAUCUCCAUGAAAAAGUUCAUAUAGAAGGUAAAAGCUUUGGCUUUAAAGGGCAUGGACACGUUUUGAACCAUGACAUAUCCCUCAAUGAACAACAGAGGAUUCUUGUUAAAGAGGGCCAGUACAAAUGUAGUAAAACUGCCUCAAGUCCAUCUCCUCCUCAGAACAUGAGAAACUAUUCUGAAGAGAAACGUUUUGAAUGUAAGUAUUGUGGCAAGUCCUUCAGUUGGAGUUCACAUCUCAUUGCACACCAAAGAACUCAUACAGGGGAGAAGCCAUACAAAUGCAACCUGUGUGGGAAGUUCUUCACCCGGAGCUCACAUGUCGUUUCUCAUCAGAGAAUUCACACUGGAGAGAAACCAUACAGAUGCAAUCUGUGUGGGAAGUCUUUCACCCAGAGGUAUGUUCUUGUGGUACAUCAAAGAACUCAUACCGGUGAGCGGCCUUAUGAAUGCAGCGAGUGUGGGAAGUCAUUCCGCCAGAGCUACAAACUUAUUGCGCAUCAGAGAACUCACACCGGAGAGAAGCCGUAUGAAUGCACUCAGUGUGGGAAGUCCUUCAUCCAGAGUUAUAAACUUAUUGCUCAUCAGAAGAUUCAUUCUGGAGAAAAACCCUAUGAAUGCAAUCACUGUGGGAAGUCCUUUAGUCAAAGCUAUAAGCUUGUAGCACACCAAAGGACUCACACGGGAGAAAAACCUUUUGAGUGUAAUUACUGUGGGAAAUCAUUCAGCUGGAGUUCUCAGCUAGUGUCGCACCAGAGAACACACACAGGAGAGAAACCUUAUGAGUGCAGUGAGUGUGGAAAAUCUUUCAAUCGCAGCUCACAUCUGGUUAUGCAUCAGAGAACUCACACUGGAGAGAAGCCGUAUCAGUGCAAGCAGUGUGGGAAAUCCUUCAGUCAGAGCUAUGUUCUUGUUGUUCACCAGAGGACACACACUGGAGAAAAGCCCUACGAGUGCAGCCAGUGUGGCAAGACCUUCAGGCAGAGCUCCUGCUUCACUCAGCAUCAGAGGACCCACACUGGAGAGAAGCCCUAUGAGUGUAACCAGUGUGGGAAAACCUUCAGCCUGAGUGCUCGACUUAUCGUCCACCAGCGAACUCAUACUGGGGAGAAACCUUACAAGUGCAACCAGUGUGGGAAAGCAUUUAUUAGCAGUUCUAAGCGCAGUAGGCACCAGGCUACUCACAGUGAUGAGUCUUGUAAGUCCUGAUUAGUUCAGAGUCUGAGCGUGAGUUCACACUUGUCAGCCUAGCCCUCUCUGUUAUACCUGGGGAAAGAAUACACACAGACCCCUUCAUUACUCCAGGGUGGCUGGUAGAGAAGUGUAGGGUCUUUAGUUUGACAGGUAAGGAUAAGAGGCCCCUGUGAAUGAAAGCUGUGAUCUUGGCAGAGGUGCUUUGCAUGGCUCAGUGUAGACAUCAUCCUUACACUGGUUUCAGAAGGCUGUCUCCUGCCUGGCAGAGGUAGUUUCCCAGGCCCAGAAAAGCAGAAUUUAGGUCAGAUACGGUAAGCUUAGUUCAGACAUCCCCUUGUUUGAUUGUUCGGGGCUGGACCUUGAAGUAUGGCUUCCCUAUAGUAAAGCUGGCAGUCUUUAACUUUAGCUCAGAAGCUGUUCUAAAAUGCCCCGAGUUUAGAAGGUGGCCACUGGCCACCAGGAAGCACUCCCGGCUUCUAGUGUCUUCCCCUUCAUGCUACCGGCUCUCUAAGCCAUUUCCUCCUUCCUCAUCUCCCACCCAGAAUCCCUGGUCCUGUCCACUGCAGGGAGAUGAGUUUUUCCACCCCUCAUUUGUAUAGGCUUGACCAGUCAGGCUUCAGUCGUAGCCCCAGGUAAACUCACUCUGGUGUACCUCCCUGUGAUGUUUCAAGAGCUGCUUUUCUAUCUCAGUGAAGCUUUGUGUGCUGUUCUGCCACCCUCACUAGUCAUUCCUUUCAAGCCAGAGACAACAUGGGAGCCACUGCCUCAGCGUGACAGGUGGCCAUUGAGUUUCCAGGGCCCUAGUCAUUUGAGCUAAGCUCACCUGAGCCACGAAAUAGGCUCCUUUGCCCUGAAUGCUCUCUACAUUGCAAUGUCUGCUGACCAUUAGCUGCAUAUUUUAGGUAAUUCACAAGCAGAGUUAGACUUGGACCAGCAUGGAGGUAGACACCCAAAACCCAUUACUAGUGAGCUGAAUUAAGACGAUUGUGAGUUCAAGACCAGCCCAUGCUACAAAGCAAGACUGUCUCAAAGGAAAAUAAAAACAAAAACAAAAAAAAACUUGCCCCGUGUAUGUGUGCUCCUGCAAACACAAUAUUGCUGCUUUUCCAUGAAGAAAGCACUGAAAUCUGAAUUUCAGAUAAACUAAAACUGGAGACUAAAUGAAAGGCUGACCCUGUGACUCAUAGGGUUACCGUUUUUUUUAACUUAAUAUUGGAAAACAAUAUUUGACCAUGUCAAUCUGCACAAAGUUUCCUGAUGGUUUGUAAACUAUUUUGUAUCCUUCUGUUACAAGUGAAGAUUUUUAAAAUGGCUGAUAUGAAAUUAAAUAUUGGCAAGUAUAUAAGAAUCUCUGGAACCACCUUGAUAAAAUGUUUGUGUAUAGCUUGAAGUUGAAGAAGGAUCAUGGAUCUAUUUAUUUGAUAUUGUUGUUUGUGUUGUCAUCUUUUGGAGAUGCAUGUUGUAGUGUAACAAAUGGUAAAAAGAAUAAAAAUGGAACAGAAGCAAAAAAGAAA
Cricetulus griseus (Chinese hamster) is the source of this 4090-nucleotide messenger RNA. The record is from RefSeq and is a predicted model, not a curated record. NCBI's taxonomy places the organism in Eukaryota, Metazoa, Chordata, Mammalia, Rodentia, Cricetidae.